Messenger RNA from Guyanagaster necrorhizus, 1293 nucleotides. Its product is annotated as HMG-box. NCBI's taxonomy places the organism in Eukaryota, Fungi, Basidiomycota, Agaricomycetes, Agaricales, Physalacriaceae. The record is from RefSeq and is a predicted model, not a curated record. The coding region runs from base 99 to 1016 and encodes 305 amino acids. The transcript is spliced from 4 exons.
UGAGACCUUAAUAAACGAACCUUUGAGCAAGGUUUCAAAAGCUAAGCAAAGCUAAGCAAGGUUCAGAAAAUCGUUGACUCAGCGACUCGGAAUCUGCCAUGGCUCCUUCAACAUUGGAACACGACCGUAUUCUGAUGGUACGCGGUCUCGAAGACUUGGUCAAGUCGAUGAGACAUUGCGUCGAGACUUCUGAGGCGUAUCUCACAUCGUAUAAGGCUGCAUUUCCUGGAAAUGGACACCAAGAGGAUGUGAAACCUAUCAAGGCAAAACGGAAGCACUCUGAUGCAGAGGAGCCUGCCGUCGAUGGCAAGCGCAAGCGCCUCGUGAAGGCAAAGGACCCGAAUGCUCCCCGACGCCCCGCUUCGUCCUACUUGUUGUUCCAGAACGAAAUGCGGAAGAAAACUAAACAGGAACACCCAAACGUCACCUACCAAGAACUCACGCUUCUGAUGUCAAAAAUGUGGUCAGAAAUGACGGCCGCAGAGAAACAGAUAUAUAGUGAUCAACAUGAAGUGCUGAACAAAAAGUACGAAGAAGAACUGGCUGCAUACAAGGCACUACCCAAGGGUGACGAGGAGGAAGAUGAAGAGGGUUCGGUGCCUGCGGCAACGAGCAAGACCACCACCCGUGCCCCAAAAGAAAAAACUACCGACAAGGUGAAGGAAAAAGCGAAGAAGGGCGAGAAGGCGAAGGAUGAGAAAGCGAAGAAGGAUGAGAAAGCAAAAGAAAAGGAGAGAGAGAAAGAGCGCAAGAUGGAGAUGGAAAUGGAGAGAGAGAAAGAGAAAGAAAAGGAACGCGAGCUGGAAAAAGCCAAGCCCAAGCCCAGAAAGUCAGUCCCCGUGAUAGCCACUGCGGAAUCCGAUUCGAGUGAAGAGGAAGAGGAGGAGGAGGAGGCAUCAUCAUCAUCAUCAUCCACCAGCGACAGUUCUGACGAAGACGAGAGCCUACCUGAGAAGAAGGCCAAGACUUCCGUGCCGGCAUCGACUGCGACGACCUCGAGGAAGAAGAGAGCGUAGUAAGAGGUACUUAUUUUGGACUAUGUAUGAUCUUCUGAUGCGCGUUGUAUCCUACUUAUGCUGUACCUAACCUUUACGCUUGCGGUGAGAUCACGAGAUGCACUGUAAUGCAGUGCCAGGACCAAGGCCGGACCCUUUAUAAGGCUCUUCCCCGCACCACGACCAUCCUUUUACAUUUCCUUUGAAUGUCUCAGCCUCCAUCGUACAGCAGCGACCCCCAAGUAAACCCAGAUACCCGCCAGCUGCCGCCUGGCUGGAUCUCUCAAUACGAUAACAA